AGCAGCAGGGGCGGGGCGGGGCGGGACGCCCCUUAUAAGGCGCGGCCACCACUGGGCCUGCGCCGAGCUUUGCCGCCGUCGUCCCCGCAGCACUGAUCCCGCUCCUCCAUCUACGCAGCAGCCAUGCCGCCCUACACCAUUGUCUACUUCCCGGUUCGAGGGCGAUGUGAGGCCAUGCGCAUGCUGCUGGCAGACCAGGGCCAGACCUGGAAGGAGGAGGUGGUGACUUCAGAUACCUGGCUGCAGGGCUCACUCAAGGCCUCCUGUGUGUAUGGGCAGCUGCCCAAGUUCCAGGAUGGAGACCUCACCCUGUACCAGUCCAAUGCCAUCUUGCGUCACCUGGGCCGCUCCUUGGGGCUCUAUGGGAAGGACCAGCGGGAGGCGGCCUUGGUGGACAUGGUGAAUGAUGGCGUGGAGGAUCUCCGCUCCAAAUACGUCACCCUCAUCUACACCAACUACGAGGCAGGCAAGGAGGACUACGUGAAGGCACUGCCCGGACACCUGAAGCCUUUUGAGAACCUGCUGUCCCAGAACCAGGGAGGCAAGGCCUUCAUCAUGGGCAACCAGAUCUCCUUUGCUGACUACAACCUGCUGGACCUGCUGCUGAUCCACCAGGUGCUGGCCCCCAGCUGCCUGGAUGCCUUCCCCCUACUCUCCGCCUACGUGGCGCGCCUCAGCGCCCGGCCCAAGCUCAAGGCCUUCCUGGCCUCCCCUGACCACGUCAACCGCCCCAUCAAUGGUAACGGCAAACAGUGAGGGCCGUGGGGCCCUCCAGGCUGGCAGGGGCUGCUUACCUCC
Molecule: messenger RNA, 798 nt
Organism: Sciurus carolinensis (gray squirrel)
Lineage: Eukaryota; Metazoa; Chordata; Mammalia; Rodentia; Sciuridae
Gene: Gstp1
Product: glutathione S-transferase pi 1
Exons: 7
Coding region: 124-756 (210 amino acids)
Biological process (GO): glutathione metabolic process
Cellular component (GO): cytosol
Molecular function (GO): glutathione transferase activity
Source: RefSeq, a predicted model, not a curated record